AUGACUCCUGGUAUAUCGAGUGCACCCGGAACAUUUCAAAAUUAUAUGGAAAAUCUACUUGCUGGCAUACCCAACGUUGCAAUCUAUUUCGACGACAUAGGCAUUCCAGGUCCAGAUGAAGAUAGCCAUCUAAGAUCAUUAAGAGAAGUUUUUAAACGUCUGCGUGAAGCUGGUUUUCGUAUCGAAAAGAACAAAUGUAGCUUUUUUCAAGACAGUAUCGACUAUUUGGGCCAUCAAUUCAACCGAAAAGGGAUCUAUCCAGUGGAAGACAAGCUGAUAGCAAUAAAAAAUGCUGCAAUACCCACUAACAAGAAGGAGUUACGAUCCUUUCUGGGAUUGGUCAAUUUUUACGAGAAAUUCAUACCCAACUUACAUGAAGCAUGUUCCGAACUACACGCAUUAACUGGUACAAAGUCGCAAUGGCGAUGGUCAAUAAAGGAACAGAAACAAUUUGAUAAUGUUAAACAUAUGAUAGCUAGCGCCCGUCAUCUAACUCCUUACGAUCACACAAAACCGCUUUAUUUGGCAACAGACGCAUCCGAUGUAGGCCGUGGUGCUGUUUUAUAUCAUCAGGACGAGGCUAACAACGAGUUACCUAUCGCCUACGCGUCACGAAAAUUGAACGAAGCAGAACAAAAAUACGCUACCAUUAACAAGGAGGCAUUAGCAAUAUUUUUCGCCGUGAAGAAAUUUGAUCCAUAUUUACGUGGGACAAAGUUUACAUUAAUUACGGAUCACAAGCCGCUUCAACACCUGUUGGGAGACAAACGAAAUUUGCAAAAAAUCGUAAACAACCGUCUGACGAGAUGGGCACUAAUGUUAGGUGCAUACAAUUACGAUAUACAGUAUCGUCAAGGCAAAUACAAUAUUCUAGCUGAUUGCUUAUCACGCUUACCAAACGCACAUGAAGCAAUUUCGGAGGAAGCGCAGAAGAUUCAUAAAAUUUAUGCGGUAAUUCAAAUACGGAAGCUUGAUGAUAUUGUACUAACAGAACAGGAACUUAGGAAGCAGACGAAAUAUAACCUAAUAUUACGACGAGUAAUUGAGUUAAUUGAGCGUCACUGGCCAGACACGAAGUGUAUCAACAACGAGCUGAAACCAUACUACGACAAACGGGAGGAACUAUCAUACGAAAACGGUAUUUUGAUGUGGCAAGGACGAAUUAUCGUGCCCGAUAAUCUUCAAGAAGUAACAUUGAGGCAUCUUCAUAGAGGGCAUCCAGGCAUUGGCUCUAUGCGUGCGUCAGCGAGGUACUAUCUAUGGUGGCCGAACAUCGACAAGGACGUGGAACAUACAGUGAAAUCAUGCAUGGCAUGUCAACGGCAACGCCCAAAACAAUCUGAACUGCCAGUCUACUUUUGGUCCCUGCCAGAGCAUUGUUGGCAACGACUGCAUGUGGACUUUGCAGGUCCCUUCGAAGGAAAAAUGUGGAUUGUGCUUGUUGAUGCUUUAUCAAAGUGGGUAGAAGCAGAUGUACUUUAUGCUGCCACCACAAGAACUUUGUGCGAAUUCCUAGAGGAGAAGUUUAUAACAUUUGGUUAUCCGGAAAUUAUCGUGUCGGAUAAUGGUAGUCAAUUUACGUCAGAAGAGUUUCGAAAUUAUUGUCAAAGUCAUGGAAUAAAACAUGUAAUGUCUUCACCGUACCAUCCGAAAACCAACGGACUAGCCGAACGAUUCGUACGAACAUUCAAGGAGCGCAUGAAAGCCAGUGAAUAUGAUGGUUUAUCACAACGUCAGCGCUUGCGCACAUUUCUAUAUACAUAUCGAAACACACCACACUCCUUUACAGGGAAGGCACCAUCUGAAUUUUCGCUAGGUCGACGCCUGCGAACUUUAUUUAACAAUCUGAAGCCUAAUGUACGGCGAGAGAUGCAUUUUAAACAUGUCAAACAAAAUCUUCAAGCAGAGCAGUCUAACAGAGAGUUCCAACCAGCACAACCAGUAUUCGUAAAGACAGACAUCGAGAAAAUGUGGGAACCAGCCAACAUAGUCGAAAGAACAAAUCGAUAUUCCUACCGUGUUCGAACAAAGGACGGUGUAGAAAGAAGACGAAAUGCAGAUCAUAUCCGAGAAUGGAGGGUAAUACCACCAUCAAUCGACUUCCGGGAUGUCUCAGAUUUUAGGCGAAACAGUUUCCAUUACCAAUCUGCAAGCCCGACAGCAGAUGAUGAACAGGAACAUCAGCAGUCUAUGCAGUCCGCUAUACCGUCGCAUGAAAACGGAAACAUGAGUGAACAAGGACAACACACCGAAGCACAACAAAUUGAACAUCCAGUACGGCGAAGCCAACGGCUAAGAAAUCGACCCAAGAGACUAGUCGAAGAGAUGUAA
Messenger RNA from Hermetia illucens (black soldier fly), 2331 nucleotides. RefSeq lists its product as uncharacterized. The record is from RefSeq and is a predicted model, not a curated record. The coding region runs from base 1 to 2331 and encodes 776 amino acids. Gene Ontology annotation, molecular function: nucleic acid binding. Gene Ontology annotation, biological process: DNA integration. The transcript has a single exon. NCBI's taxonomy places the organism in Eukaryota, Metazoa, Arthropoda, Insecta, Diptera, Stratiomyidae.